This is a messenger RNA of Phytomonas sp. Hart1, 318 nucleotides long. The record is from the annotation of a GenBank genome assembly. NCBI's taxonomy places the organism in Eukaryota, Euglenozoa, Kinetoplastea, Trypanosomatida, Trypanosomatidae.
AUGCCUGAUGAGAUGCUCUGUGCAGAGGAUGUGUGGAGUGGGGAUAUUGUGUUUAUUAAACGGCCUACACGGUAUUACUGCGUGCGUUCUGCUACCUGUAUGGAUGGUGGGGAUGAUGAUACCGUCCCGGUAGCCCUGCCGAACGGGCUGAUCGUCUGCGAGGAUGAGCUCCCCAAGUCCACGCGAAACGAUAGUGAAGGAAAGAUUAAGGAGUCCACAAUAGCAAUGGUGGCUUCCGCGCGGCGAAGAGCGAAUCACCUUUUUUCACCGAAGACAUAUAUUAAUCCAGGAGCCGUACGUCGUAUCUUUAUAACAUAA